Molecule: messenger RNA, 9831 nt
Organism: Sebastes umbrosus (honeycomb rockfish)
Lineage: Eukaryota; Metazoa; Chordata; Actinopteri; Perciformes; Sebastidae
Gene: aspnat
Product: N-acetyltransferase 8-like
Exons: 4
Coding region: 1775-2608 (277 amino acids)
Cellular component (GO): mitochondrial membrane
Molecular function (GO): L-aspartate N-acetyltransferase activity
Source: RefSeq, a predicted model, not a curated record
GAGGAUACCUUUAAGGAGGAGGAAGGAGUGGGGGUGGAUGCAGCUUUAUCAAUAGCAGGUUGCCUCAGAUGAUCCGGUUCAAACUAGUUCUGCUGUAGGCUACAUAUGCGACCGAGGCUCCACAAAGAGCUAACAGAAAGAAAAAUACUUUUUCAUAUGUUCUUCAAUUUAAUUUUUGCAUUAUUAUUGCAUAGUAUUCAUUUGAUUAUGUGGAAGCUUAUGCGCAAUAAGGUGCUGCAGAACAUUUUAUUUGUGUAAUAAUAUUGUUUUCCAUCUGUAUAUAGCAUCCUUAUGUAUAUUAGUAGCAUCCUUUCUCAUCUUUAAACGGGUGCUGUGGCUAUUAAACGUCAACAAAACCUCCAUCAUCGUUAUAUUGAAGGUGUCCAAAAUAAAAAGCACAAAUCAUGUCAGUUCUGUUGCUGAGAGCCUGGUUGUAUAAUACCAGUCCCGGCUGAUCACAGGGAGUGUCGGUAGAGGACAACAAAGGAUCCAGGAUCCAGCACCAGCAUCGCCGCCACACAGCCGCGCGUAAAGCCGGUGUAUACUGUCGCCAGAUGGGCUAGAUGGGAGGUUUCAGAUGCGCAGAUCGAAUCUCCUCCAUGUUAAGACUGAUGUGUGGCAGGAGGAGCAGGAGGAUGAAUAUCACUGCAGUGCAGCAGAGCUGUCAGUCAACACUGCAAGAGGAGGCUGCACACACACACACACACGCACACACACACACACGCACACACACACACACGAGGGCGACUACCAGCUGGAUUUAACGCUUCAUAGCUUCCUUUUUAAUGUCAUAUCAGGAUAUUAAUACAUCAGAAUCAGAAUGGUGUUUAUUGCCAGGUGUAAGAGGUAUACACUAAGAAUUUGCUUUGGUUUUGUUGGUGCAAGAUAUUAACAGUAUAAUAACAAAAGAAUAGAUAAAACCCGUUAGAAUAAAAUAAGAAUAAAAAAAUUGAAUUUCUACCAAUAUACAAUAUACAAAAUAACCUAUAAACAAAAAUAAACAUGAUAUAAACAGAUGCAAAUAUUGCCAUGUCUACAUGUCUUACAUCUCAUUAUGCACCGAGAUAUGAGCUCUGAUAGAACUAUUUUCAAUUCGAAUGGAAUUAUAAACCUACAUUCUGAAUUAUUAUAAGCUCCAAUUCGAAUUCGAAUUCGAAUUUAAUGACGCAUCGCCCCUGCGUUACCUUGCGCCUUUGUGCUGCGUAAUUGCAUCCUUUUGGGUAUAUAUCUCAACAAAUCCUCCUCAUUCGACGACAUUAUGAAGACAAACCUGAUCAGAAACUCUACGCAAUCUCCCCCCAUUCUUCUACCUCAAAAUAAACCGCACACUUGGCCUGUUGAGAUGCAGAGAGAGAAGAGACACUGUGUCGGUCUCUCUCUCUCUCUGUGGCGGCUGGUGUAAAUGUUUCUAGAGCGCCCUCUAUUGGCCGACCUCCACUGCAGUCUCCCUCCUCCUCUCGUCCAUCAGCAUGUAACUAACCAAUGUGCGCAUCGAGAGGACCAAACCAAACCCCUGAACCUGAAUCUACCCGCCCUGCCUGCACUAUAAAUACUGCUUGAAUCACACCGGCAAGUCUUGGUCGUCAGAAAACGCUCAGGGUUGCAGCAGAAACAUCCCCCUUUUCGUCUUAUCCCCCUUCAUCCGUUUCUCUGUUUUUAAAAAAAAAAAAAAAACCCUCAUCCAUCAUUUUCCACUCCCCAUUCUUCUUUUUUUCCCCCCUCCUUUUUUUUCUUCUUACAGAACUGUAGUUUGUGUUUUUGCAGGCCAGUUUGCAUGCAUUUUUCGUCUCCCAAAAUGGUUUGCGAGACUAAAAUUGUUGCGGACGAACACGAUGCUAUACCUGGGACCAAAAAGGAGUCGAUGAUGUGGAGCUCUCCUCCUUCUCCUCCUCCUGCUGCUGAGGAGGCUAAGGAUGCGAGGAAAGAUGCGGUUUUUAUCCGCGAGUUCGAGUGCGCGGAUCAGGAGGAGGUGCGGCGCAUCUUUUACGAGGGUAUCAUGGAGAGGAUACCCAAUACUGCAUUUAGGGGGCUCAGACAGCAGCCCAAGACCCAGUUUUUAUAUGCUCUUCUGACAGUAAUGUGCUUUUUCGUGACCAAAUCCGUCACGCUGACGUGCUGCACGCCCCUCAUUCUCAUGGGCGCGCGCUACUACUACAGCAGGAAAGUUAUCCACAGUUAUCUGGACUGUGCUCUGUACACGGACAUGGCUGACAUAGAGGCGUAUUACAUGACACCCGCAGGCUCCUGUUUCUGGGUGGCAGUGCUCGACGGACGCGUGGUGGGGAUCGUGGCGGCACAAUGCCGCGAGGAUGACUACACGGUGGAGCUGCGGCGCAUGUCGGUGGACUCUCGUUACCGCGGCAAAGGCAUCGCAAAAGCAUUGGGUCGCCGCGUUCUGGAGUUCGCCGUGCGCAACAACUACGCCGCCGUGGUCCUCGGCACGACGGCUGUCAAGUUGGCCGCCCACAAGCUGUACGAGUCGCUUGGCUUCCGCCGAACGGGCCAGAGCGAGGACUACAGGCUCCCCGGGAUGAGCCGCUCGCCGCUUGAGAAGCUCUUCUUCCAGAUCCGCUACAGCCGCUACCGCCUGCAGCUCCGUGAGGAGUGAGAAGUGACAGGGAGAGGGAGAGAGAGAUGGAGAGGGGGAGAUGGAGACAGAGAGGGACAGAGAGAGAGAGAGAGAGAGAGAGAGCAACAACCCUCCUUCACCCGAGAGCCCCGACCGCAUCCUCUCCUCUGACAGCUUUUAUUUAUUUUGUGUCAUUAGAGAUAACUUUGAGUACUACUUAACACUUCUACUAUUUCAUCUUUAAAGUCACUAACGUUUUCAUUACUAUUAUGCUUUUGUUGCUGUUGUUUUUGUAUUAUACUUUUUACAUUUUAAAUAAGAGUUUGUUUCUUUUUCCUCUAUUUUAUUAAGCUAUUUUUUGUACCUUUACCCCUCCCUUUUUCAUUGUGGGAGAAAAAAAAAGAGGCUUUUAUAGAAGACAUCUAACUGGCACCCCAACUAGGCACCCUCCCCUGCCCCUUUGGUUUAAAGAUCAUGUGACUCCGAUCAAUACUCCCCUUCAUUACUACUCCACAAUGCCCUCUUUACCCCUCCCCCAUUACCUCAAGCCCUCCCUUCCCUCCCACAUUAUCCUAAUUUCCCCACAGCAAAACUCAACAGACGUAUGUAGACGCAGGAGAGUCACGGGGGGGGUGGACAAAGCAAGGGAUGGGUUGGGAGGGGCAGCUUCCUCGAGAGCAAAACACACAGGAAAAAGUGGUGGGGGGAAGCUUGUGGUACACACUCUCUUUUACAAAAGCACUUCAAUGUUACAUGUUGUGUGUGCGUUGUGGACAGAGCGUGGUCACGCACACACAAACCCAAGUCAUUUGGCUUUUAGCCCGUCUCUCAAGACACCAUAUUGAAGCACAGCGAGAGUGUGUUACUGACCCCCGCAGUGAGGGAGAAGGAUGACAGGAUGGUGUCCGGAAUAUGCACUGUGUCUCCUGCGUCCUGGAUGGACAUGAAUCAACGCAGUGCAUCUUCCUCACUCCUCCUCUUCUUCUUCAUUCUCCUCACUGAUUAUCUGAUUGGUUUCCUUUCUAUUGUUUUAUUAAUCACCGCUUUUCCUCACCGGAGCUGCGGAGAGAGGGGCCUCUGAUUGGUUGAGGUGACAGGAGGGUGGAACUUUCUCGCUGACGAUACAAUAUAGCUGCAUGUCGGAGCUUGUGUGUGUGUGACUGUUGAGCGUAUGUGACCGCGUGUUUGAUGAGGCUAUGGUCAGACAUUACAACACGCCUCAACAGCGAAUGAUGAAGUUUAUUUUGCGCGAACAGACGCGCACCGUGCUUGCUAUGAGUCAAGUGUUAUCUAAGUAAACAACUACUUUCUACUUUGUUUACUGAUUGAAGAAAUCUAACAUUUUGAAUAGUAUUUGACUGAUAAUUAGUUAUUUUAUAACUUUAAACACAUAUUACCACAUUGUAAUAUGCAAAAUUUUACCGUCAAAACUACGACAAUAACAGAGUAGCUGCAGACUGCACUCCACAUACUUAAUCCAGGUUAUUGGGGAACAACUUGGGUAAGACGUGACUACUAGCAAUACUUGCAAACCUGCAGUACAUAACUGAGCACAAGCAGCGAAUAAUUAUUCAAACUAAUAUAUUGACACUAGUAUCCACCCUUCCCCAUAUAUUUAUAUUGUGUAUACGGUUGAAAACUCAUGUAGCGAACAAAAGUUUCUCCCAUAACGCCUCUCUCCAUCUCCAUCUCCAUCUCCAUCUCCAUCUCCAUCCUCUGACCGUACAACCAGCAGUAGAUCCACAACUAUGAGCCUAAGUUAUGUCGUCAUACCAUUUGUAAAAAGUAACAUAUAAAGCAAAAUACAACAAAAAAAAUCACAUAAGAUGAAAAAAAAGAAAGAAAAAAAUUGAAUACAAAUGUAAUCGUCAUGAAGUUAGCAAUGACUCUCCUUGACUUGCCACCCUUCCCCCCCCCAAAACUCUCCCUUCCUCCCAUUCAUGAAUCUGUCUGCAACCCUGGGCUAGACCCCACACCUUCCAUCUGAACCCUCCACCGACCUUUGACCUUCCCCGUCCCAGGCCACGUCCAUUCCCCGCCCAUCUCUGCAUGCGCCACAGAGCCUUGCUGCACUGCUUUUAUUAUUCCAUUUGAAGCUUGUUGGACCAACCCUAGACCCCGCCCCCUCCCUACUCUGACGUCAUCUAGGCAGCGCGGCGCUCUACUGGUGCCAAACUGCAAAGGGUGAUGUGUGGUUGUAUGAGUGUGAUGCAGAAGACACAGGAAGUGAGAGAGAAAAAUGUGUGUGUGCAGAUACACUCACCGGCCGCAGCACUGUCUGGAUGACGUCACGCCUGCCAGCCAACCAACUGUAGAAUGCAAAAAGCAAUGCAAGUGUGGCAUGCCUCUGUACCCGGUGUGUGUACGGUGCCUGCCCUGGAAAAGUGUAGAAAAAAAACUAAUUUAUAUACAAUAUAUAUAUAUAUAUAUAUAUAUAAAAAGAAAAUAAGCUUCUUUUUUAAAUGGACAUAUAAAAAGAAAUGUGUGUUGAAAAUUGUAUCAUUUGCAUGAAAUGUGUCUUUGAAUGCAAAAACCUUUAGGGAGAAUCUACUAGCACAUGGCAUACAGUUGAACCAUAGACUUGUACUUUUUUUAUAUUUUAUUUUAAAUGAUCUUAAUUAUCCAGGAGUGAAAUUAAUACCAGCCACGAGCCAGUGCUCAUAAAUCUUUAGGAGAUAUAGUUAUAUCCCAUUUUAAAAAACCUUGCGAAUAUUGAUAUUCAGAUUUAUCCGUCACUGGCUGGAGGACAAAAAAAGUUUCCUUCCUUGAUCACAGUGGGAGUGACAGUGAAAGCAUCAUAGCACUUCUUCUAUUAAACCAGCUUGUGGUUAAAGGGUGGACUAAGAUCAUCAAUGGGCAUUGGGCGAAUGAUGCAAGAGAUAAACAUGUAUUCUCAAAGUGAAAAAUCUGUCAUCCACCACAAGUCCUUUGCCAAGUUUGUCAUAUGCAGAUAAAGGAAAAACACAGGCAGCGGGAUAGUUUGAUGGUUUGUCUGUCAAAAGUGUCCUCAAACGCAACACUGAACCUCCACCUGUGUCAGCUAAAUGCCUAAACAUAUUUUGUUUUUGUUUGCUUGGAUUUCCACGAUAUAUUAAUAAUUAGGGAUGUACAUACAUAAUCCCCACAAUGGACAAAAGUUGACCUUAGCUGCUUUAGCCGUUGAGAUGCUUAUGUAUGUCCAGUCCCGUGGUUACGAAGGCUUCUACCCCUUCCCUUCUUUUGUUUAAGCCAUGUGUUCAAGCCACGUCUAGAGGAGGUUUAGCUACCGACACGUUCUUUGUCUUUUAAUUAGAGCCAACCGGAAGAUUUCCCUAUGAAAUUCUACAAAGUAAAAAAAAAGCAAGGCACAACAAGCGCACUGAAGGCAUCAAACGGUAUUGUUUUCAAAAACGCAUCAGAUGUUUUCAAAGGGCCCAACUCGUGGAGGAUGCCUCACACCACCUUGAUGCAUCUGCUUUGAACUCGGUUGUUUGCAGGAGAGUCAAAAAGAGGAGCAGGCUGUAUUUUGUGAUGUUUCUGGAGCUACCACUGGCUUUCAUACAGUACUUACUAAGCUAAGCAGGAAGUAGGUAACAUGAUACAAACAGUCAAACUAAAGUAUGAACACGAGAGAAUCGGACUAUAGAGCAGACGGUAAACCAUCCAAGUAAUCUGAUAUCGCAGUUGUGAAUUGUAGGUGUCAGUGAUGCCGAGGCUUUAGAUUUCCUCACAGAAACACAAUUGAAGUGUCAAAUAACGUAUGUCAGUUAUCCAUGCCAGUGUGCUUAGGUGCUCACUGUACAGUAUGACUCAACCUGUUCUUUAUAAGACUUGGUUGAGGUCUGGAGGUUGAGAGUGAGAGAGGAAAACAAACUGUGGUCUGGAUCUUGUGGACGAAUGUGAAGUCUGUCAAUUCUGAGCCAUUUCUGCUGCUGCCAAUCUCAGUUUUUGCCUGAUGAAAUUUAAAAUACUUAAAAUUCUCCCAAAUGUAUAUUUUUGGGAGAAAUUAUCCAUACUGGUACAUAUUCUGAACAAAGGUAAUAUCAUUCAAAAACGCCUUUGCCAAGGCCUUAUGCACUGGAAUCAAACGCUGGAGUUCUUGUGGACUGCAUGGCUUAAGGUAGUUAAGGGGUGAAUUUGAAUUGUAAAGCUGAAGUGCACUGACUAUAAUGCAUAUAUUUCAAGUCUGAGCAAUGUCUGUUUUCUACUUCAUGUGAAUGCUAUGCCAUGUGAAGUCUCACCUCCCGUUUAAAGCUGGCAACUCAUACUUAAUGUUAGAAUGUAGUAAUUAAAACUGUAUGCAACUUCUACCAGAGUGUACGUUUAGUUACAAACCAUUCCUCUGAAAUGUUCUGCUGAUGUACAAUCCAAAAAAACACUUUUUUUAUUUGGUUUUUCUGUGAUUUGUUUGAGUGCGAGCGUGCUGUCCUAUUGGUUGAGGUUUGAGAAGGUAUGCUGCAUAAAAAGGCCGCUCCUGCUGGAGAAGGCUCUUUUAGUUUCGAGUGCUUUAAAACCCAAAAAUGAUCAUCUGAUGCUCUCUCUCUGACGGCAGACACAGAGGCACAAGCUUCAACUUCGGCAGUUUUUAAAAUCUUGGCCAUUUAAAAUAUCGGUAUUUGUCACGAUCAAUAUUUCAUUCAGUUUAUCUACUGGUGAAAAGUUCAAAACUGCACAAAUGUACAGAUCCUGUGGGUGUGUUGUGUUACUCUGGUGGUGUGUGUCCAUGCUCGACAGCCUCGGGGGGGCGAACACUCACAGGCAUGAAUGUAAACUGCCAACAUUUAAAGGUCUUAGAAAUAUUUUUAAAUCUUUCCUGGUUGCUUUUUUUUUUUACUUUAUGAAUGAGAAGAACGGGGGGAAAAAAGCAGCUAUUGGUUCUUUCAUUAAGUGACUAAACCACUUCAUUAGAUGUUAGACAUUUUGUGUGAUUGUAAAUAGCCGUAUCUAUUGUUAAUGUAUUAUUUACUGUCAUCUUUGCUGGUUUUAACCAAUCCCUGACGGAGUUCAUUUUUUGUCUCAGAAGAUGGCUGUCGCCUGGAAUGUUCCACCUAACGAGGAGGGCGAGGGGUGAGGGAGGAAUGUGCCACAUUGGCAGUUAAAUGGGGGGCGAGUGGUGGGGCGGCGGGAUGGAGGUCUGCAGCAACAGAGCUCCGCAGCAUGGACUCCCUCUCUCUCUCUCUACCUCUGGCGAGGAUUUUUGCUCCGCUGUGGCAAAUACAGAAGGACUCACUCUGGACUGAGGCCACAGGUGCCAAGAACACAUAAGCACUUGUAGCACAACUGUGUCUUGUUUUGCUAUUACAGUUACAGAUAGUUUUGAUUUUUUACAUUUCCUAUGAAGAAUAUGGAUAAAGUUUCUCUUUCUCCUGUAUGUAUCAUAAGCAUAUGUACAAGACAUGAUACUAUAAUUGGUACUACGACCCGUGGCUAAUUUUUGAGGUGGAAAUUUGCCAAAGGUGACAGUAAUUGCUGCAUUUUUAUUCCUUAUGUGGCUAUAUUUUGUUCAACACAAUCCUGUACUUGGUAUUAUUUGGGAAAAAAAAAAAAUCCUGCCCACGUGCCAUCUAAUCAAGCAAUAAAUACAAACAGAAAACCACAAAAUAAUGACAUACUAUCAACAAUGAUUUUAUUAAAAAACAUGAAAUGCUGCAUUGAUGUUAUAUCCCUUAUACUGUAGCGUACACAGUAUUGGCAUUGCAACAUUACCACUCAUUACAUCGAAGCCUGAAAAGGGGUGUUUGAUUGUAAAAUGUUUCUGUUUUUUGUAUUUUUCUUUACAAAGAGGUGUCAAAGAUGUGUUUUUUUAAAACUCGAAGUUGAAGUACACAGGUGUACCUCUGCAUAUUUGUACAGAUGUCAAUAGGAAAUGGGGGAAAAUGACAAGAGGGGGACGCUGAAGAAUGAGCAGUUCAAGCAGACAGGAAAAAAGGUGGCGUACUCUGAAAGUGCAAUCUGCAAUUAAGUCUCUUAACGGAGCUUUUAUUUAACCACAAAAGACUUCCGGUUACCACGGAGACAUGCACUGCAACGUCACUACCGCCACUCCUGUCAGUGCUAAUUGAAAUAAAAAAAAAAAAAAACAUGCUGCAGCUGCUAGAAUCGCAACUCUCAAUCUCACAAGUGAGAUUCAAAGUCUUUCUUUGAAUCUGCAGGUUAGUUACUGUAAAGUUGUAUUUUACUGUACAUAGCAUCUGGGGGUCAUUUUUACUCCUUUUGUAACAGACACUGUGGAUUUAAAAUAUUUAAAAAAAUAUAUUUUAAAAGAUAUUUACAGCACUAAUAAAGAGAUUCUACAGUAGUGCAGGUGUCUUCAUCUGUAUCGUCUCAUAACAAUCCCACACUGACUAACGGCUGCCACUUUCAGGGGGCUACAGAGCACGCCAUCUUAGCCUCUCUGUCCCACACUGAUGGGUUCAGACACAGCCUUCCUUGUCCUGCCUGUCUGCUUGAACUCUCAAGAGAGAGCCUAAAACACUGCAACAGCAGCAGCUGUGUUAGCUUAUAGCACACAGCAGCCAUGGCCAUGAAUAUCAGUGGCUUCUGGACUGAGCUAUCUAAGCUACAGCGAGCUGCUUUAAUGCAAGAGGGCUCUCUCUCUGCCCUGGAGCCGUGUCAUGGCUGUUGUCUGUUGCCAGGAAACCGACCCGCACAAAGCACAGCAGGGGAUUGAUAUGCAGCCACACUGUGGGGAGGCAGGCAGGUCAACCAGCCGGCCAUGAUGGAGGAAUGGAAGGAGGGAUAGAUAGAUAGAUAGAUAGAUAGAUAGAUAGAUAGAAGAGAUGGGAAGGGAGGGAAACCUGGGGUUAGGAGAAGCUAUGGUGAGGAAUUUGAGAAAAGGGGCCCUGAGGCAUGUAAAGUAGAGAAGUGAGAAAAUAGCGACAGAGGCCCACUGGGUUAGAGAGGUUACAGGAAGAGAGUUAUAGACAGGUAUUGUGUGGGACAAGAUGCUCAUGUACAGUAAUAAGGUCAGGCAUGGUGUGGUGAUUUAGCAGAUUUAGUGAUUCCCAGGGAGACCGGUCUGCCCGACCUCAGUGAGACUGCAGUGACAACCUGGUUUUUAUUCGGGGUCUAUUAGCUUUCAGUUCCCUUUCUGCCAUUCCUUUGGAAGCCAGCUGUAUUACCACACCGGGAUUAUUAUUGUGAUUAUUAACCCUUUCUUUUAUACUGACAAACACCUGGAACACUGUAUAGAUGUAAAGAUGGGAUUUCAUGCAUUAUGACGACGGUUGAAACGUGGAUGUACAUAUAUUGUAUCAAUUAAAAAUGAUGAUGCAUUAAGCUUU